AUGUUUCAUGUCAAGUUACUGACUGCUUAUUUGCUCUUGCGAAUUACGUUUUGUCAAGUGUUCGACGUGACGAUUUGUCCGAAUGGUCUUACAGAUCCAUCGAGUGGUCCAUAUUGGCAAUCGUCAAUACCAAAACGAUUCGAAUUGUUUGCUGAAGUGAGCACAGAUGCCAAAUCUGUACUAAUAACUCAACUAUUUCAUAGUCCAAAUCGUGAUGCUAUUAUUUUUCAUAAUUUUGAAUUUAUUACACAAAAAUAUUAUGAUUUUCAAACGAAUGAAAUUUUAUCUACUAAUAAGAACAUGGAAUGCACUCGAUCAGAAAUUGACACAAACGAAGGACAACCAAUUGUUAUUAGUCAAAUUGUGAAACCGUCCAUUUUGCUUGGUUUUAAUGGAAGAAAUGAAUAUAAUAAUAGAUUUCAUACGCGAUAUGUCGGUCCAACAAUCGUUCGUAGCGGCAUCGCUGUUCAACGAUUUGAAUCAUGUUUCUAUGUUUCCGAACAAAACUUAACAAUCAAUGCCACCUAUUUUCUUAAAUUGUCUCACUCAAAUGUUGUAUCGGAUAUUGUUCAAAUUGAUGUCUUAUCAAAGAAUUUUUCUUACACAUACAAUAUUAUACGUUUUACAUCCAAUCCAAUUCUUGACAUAGCAACACCACCAGGUGUCUUCUGUCCGAAUCGAACUGUAACUAAGGAGAUUCCGGAAAAUUUUCCAUCUCGUUUAUCUUUGCAUGCCGAAGCUUUGAUACCUGUGCUCAACACUACUAGUACAACAAUUGAAUCAUAUGAUCGUCUCGUUGAUGAAGUGUUGGAAUUUGAAAGAAUCGACUAUAUCGAAGCGAAAAAUAACAAUCUACCAUCGAGUGCAACUCGAAUGUUAAUCGAUUAUUCAGUUGGUCUCAGUUAUACUUAUGAACGAGAAACACAGCAAUGUACAGUGAUGAACAUGAGUGUCAAUAUACAUAUGCAUACCAUGAGUCAAAUCGUAUUUCAGUUCGGUGUUGAUAAUAAUGUAAUUAAAUUUCAAUAUACGGGUAUUCACGAAUGUGAUCGUGAUCGAUUGCAAUGCCAUCGAUGGAUCGGACAAAAUGAACAAGUGAAUUUCAUUCAACAGUAUGAAUGGUUUUGGUCAGCAAAAUAUGAUCAAAUUGAUUUACAACAAUUCAUUCCAAUCAAAGUUAAUAUUGAUAUUAUUAGCAAACAUGAUCAAUCAAAAGUUCGUCAAGAAUUCAGUAAGCAUAUAUAUAUACUAAUAGUAUCUUUUGCUUAA
This is a messenger RNA of Rotaria sp. Silwood2, 1269 nucleotides long. NCBI's taxonomy places the organism in Eukaryota, Metazoa, Rotifera, Eurotatoria, Philodinida, Philodinidae. The record is from the annotation of a GenBank genome assembly.